CGUUCGCUCGUUGAAUCGAGAAUGUGUUGAUUGGAUUAUUUUUGUGGGUGGAUGUCAUGAAUUAUUCGAAGUUUUUAUAAAAUUUAACUUAUUUUCAUUGUGUUGACAUACAUUGUGACAUAAACUGGUUUUAUCUAACAAAUUUGAUUGCUGAGGGUGCCUCAAGAUGCUGCGCUUCCUCAGCAGGAGAGGUCGCUCGUCAAGUCAAAACCGCAAUAAACAAGGAGCAAAAACAUCAAUCAACAAAAACUUUAUACAAUGUAAGGUAAUGUUACUUGAUGAUACUGAUCUAUCCAUAAACUUGUCUAAAAAAGCUAGUGCAGCUGAUCUCUAUGAACAAGUUUUUUAUUCACUAGACUUGAUAGAGAAAGAUUACUUUGGUCUUCAAUUUACUGACACCAAUAAUGUAAAGCAUUGGCUUGAUCCCACUAAAACAAUUAAAAAACAAGUGAAAAUUGGUCCGCCUUACACUUUGAGAUUAAAAGUAAAAUUUUAUUCUUCGGAACCAAACAAUCUUAGAGAGGAGCUUACUAGAUAUCAAUUCUUUCUGCAAUUGAAGAAGGAUAUUUUAGAGAGCAAACUAGAAUGUCCGCAUUGUACAGCUGUGGAACUUGCGGCAUUAGCCCUUCAGUCUGAAUUAGGAGACUUUGAUGAAGCUGUACACACUCCUGCCACAGUCUCUGAGUUUAGGUUUGUGCCCAAUCAAACAGAAGAAAUGGAAAUUGAAAUCUUGGAGGAAUACAAGAAAUGCAAAGGACUAACACCAGCUCAGGCUGAAGUUAAUUAUUUGAAUAAAGCAAAGUGGCUGGAAAUGUAUGGUGUGGAUAUGCAUAUUGUACUGGGUAAGGAUGGCUGUGAAUAUCACCUAGGGUUGACUCCUACCGGAAUACUCGUUUUUGAAGGACCUCAGAAAAUCGGAUUAUUCUUUUGGCCUAAAAUAAGUAAGCUAGAUUUCAAAAAGAAGAAACUUACAUUAGUUGUUGUUGAAGAUGAUGACCAGGGCCGAGAACAAGAACAUACAUUUGUUUUUAGGCUACACAAUGAAAAAGCCUGUAAACACCUGUGGAAAUGUGCUGUUGAACAUCACACUUUCUUCCGCUUAAGAGCACCAGUGAAAGGACCUUCUGCCAGGCAAAACUUUUUCAGAAUGGGAUCAAGAUUUCAAUAUUCUGGCAAAACAGAAUAUCAAACAACUCAGCAAAAUCGUGCUCGCCGUACUGUCCAGUUCGAACGACGCCCGAGUCAACGAUUUGCUCGUAGACAAAGUCACGUGCUACGAGAACGUGAAAAACAAAACAGUGUUUCCAAACCAGAGGCACAAACUUCUUCCGAAACUGCUGCUGAAGUGCCGAGUACAUCAUCAGAAACAGCUUUGCUUGUGCCUGAAGUUGAACCCUUAUCCAGAAAGAGUAGUGCAAAAUCACAGAAAUCGUAUGUUGAACAUGAUUCCAAGGACGUGGAAAUUGGUGAAUGCUCUACUAAAAAUGUACUUAAUGAUGAACCAGCUGAAGAAGUACACAUUUCCAAGGAUGAUGCUAUUAGUAACAAAGUUUUGUUCAAGGUAGACAAACCUGCUGUUGAAGAGAAGAAAAUUAACUUGACUCAACUAGUAAUCAACAAACCACCUUGCAAUUGUUCACCAGUGGCAGAUUCUAAUCCCCUUAAUGAUCUACUCAUGAGUUUAGUCAAGGAGAAGUUGAAUAGUGAUGACAGCAAAAACGAAGUCAAAAGAGAUCAAGUUGAUUCUUCAAAUGAUAAAGAAGUGCCUAACAAUCAAUCGAAAUAUUUCCUAUCGUCAACUAAAGCUCUUCCGCCAGGGCAAUUGAAAUGUAACAAUAUAUUGAAAGCUCGCGAAAAUGAAGUGAAGAUUAUCAAUGAAUCGCCCAAUAUAAAUUUAUCGUUGCCAUCGACACCAUCUCCAAAAAUAUUAAAUGAACCUCAAGCUACAAAUGGAAACAGUUCUCAGUACGUGUCUAUCGUUGUGGUGGAGCCGCCACAUACUCAGCCGAAACUGGCUACUCCGAAACCAGUGGAGCGAAAGGAAGAUUUGACUCCUAAAUCGCAACCAAUAUCAUCUUUAUCUCCGUGGCUAGUGUCUUCUGAACCUAGUUCUCCUUCUGGUAUCGGGGAAAAAGAUAUAACCAUUAUUCACAGAAAAUCUGUAAUUACUACUCAACUCUAAAUUUUGAGUGAAGGUGAUGGUUAUUUUUACGAUGUUGAUACGAUACAAUUUAUGCAGAUUAGUUAAUAAUAUUGUCUUGCAAUGUACUUGUGCCUUAAUCAUGGUUUUCGUAAUGAUUUAUGAAUAAAUCAUAUUUUUGAUAAAGUAAAUGUUAUUUGAUCGUAUCUUACGCGCGUCUUGUUCAAUUUAUAAAUUAAAAUUUUCUGUUUUAUAUCUAAUGUGCUCUCUAAAUUUUACAGUCAUUUCGCUUUUAAGUUUCGAAAGAAACCUAAAGCGAGAGUGGUUUAGUAGGUACUCAAAAAUUAAAGAAUGUAUAGGUAGUCACUUCACAAACUUUAAGUGCUUUCAUAUUAUUUUCAGUAAGCAACAUGCAAAGGGAUUUGUACUUAAAUUUUAUGGUUUAAAGUUUAAGGUGAAGUGAUUUUUUAUUAUUUUAUUUAACAUUAUUAGAUUUUGUAGCAGAAGUUUAAAUAAUUUUAAAAUGGUGCUUUGUUUUGCAGUGAAUAUUUACGACGUUACAUACGAAAAUUGUAUGCUUCAUUUCGUUACCAAUUACGUCAACGCUCAGUUUGAUUUCCUGCUAUUCCUAUACUUAAUCAUAAUGGGAAAAUGCAAAAUGCCUCCUUGAGCAAUUAUUAAGUUUAAUCACAUUCUCAUUAGGGCCUAAUUUGUCUUAAUGUUUUCAUUUCCAAUUAUUAUUCUUGAGGAAGAUUGAAAGCACAGAGGUGUAGCUAGCCUAUUUUUACACAUUCCAAUGUGAUGUUAAAUUGAAAGUACUUAUGAUUACCCGUCCAAUUGUAUGUAAUGCUAUUUAAAAGUAAGUAACAAAUAUAUUUCCAUUUAUUAGCGUUUAGUACAAUGAAUUUGUCAGUAUUAUUAUCAUGCAACUUUAAAAAACCGCAGGUGCCAUAUUUUUACAAUAUACUCAGGACUGACAAACUACACUAACAUUCCAAAUUUAUACAUAGAUCAAACGGUUCAUAGUUUUUUACUAAUAGCCAAUUGUGCCAAUAAUUUAUGUUCAAUAAAAUGUAGUCGAAUAUGUUAAUGAUAAUGGUGCUUGGGAAUAUAAUGGGAUCAAUUAUGAUAACAAUAUACCUACUUAUUAAAAUAAAAAGUUUUAUAAAAUGUAGUUGAUUUACUAGAUAUGCUAGUAUAUUAAGGAAUAGAGAUAUCUGGCCUUUACUGCCUUUAUAUUUUAUAGUUGCAAUUAUUGCAUACAAAUAACAACAUUCUCCGGUUGCUAAAACGAUGCACGAAGUUACGAAAUUAUUCAAUUUGUCAUCUUUAUGACUUCUGUGAUAGGAAUAAAAUAUCGUUAAUUAUUUCCUUUCUGUUAAUCACAAUAUCGUAAAUGCAAACAAAUCUAUUUUCUAACGAUGAGAGGCCAUAGAGUAAACUUUAGUAUCGUUUUAGUAAACGGGAGUUUCAAAAGCCUUUAUUUACUUUUAUCUCGAAUUUUAAACAAUGACUGUACUUACAUAAUUUGGUUUUAAAAAAUUACUGAAUAUUAUUUUAAUUAAAUAUAUUAACUUAGUAAGUGUAACAUUUUGAAUUUCUUUCCGCAGAAUUAAUUGAAUUAUUUUAAUAAUAGUAACAUGACAUUUAUUUAAUAAAUAAUUAAUUUGGACAUUUACCGAUGUAAGUUUUAUGCAUUGUUAAUCCUAAAUGGAUUUUUUAAACUUUUAUUUAAUAAUAAAAACAUUAUGCGAACCCAUCGCAAUUUCACAACCGAGUUCAGUAAAAUAUGUUUUUUGAUAAAAAUUAUUCAUUCAACUCUUUCAUGUAACCAUACUCAUAUUUUUUUUGAAAAAUAUAUUGAAGUCAUUGGUUGAAACACAUUAAUUUACAACAGGAACGGAGCAAUAACUUAUCUGAAAAUAUGUUUUACGAUGAAAUUUCAUAAUGUAUAUGUAUUUACGUAUAAUUAUAACAUAAUUGAAAUGUAUUACUUACUUAAAAUGUUAAAUUAGAAAUAUUAAGAACAUUAAUUUAGUUUAUAAGCCGUGUAGUGUUAAGUAUUUUAGUUGAAUCAACGAAUAUUAUUUGGUUGGUAUUGUUGACGUUUGAAAAGGUACCUAUCUUAUUAAUUUUAUUUUGGUUUAGAACAGCUGCUGUUGAUAGUUAUUAUUACUGACGGGAUUACUACCAUGUAGCUGCUGUUGACUAUCAGGUUAGAGCAGUUGCAAGUCUAUAAUAAAGAGAUACAUUAUUUAGAUACCACUUCGACAAUUUGAUAUGCAUUAAUGCAACGCCUGCUGCUGAACGAACAAUAAAAAUGUAAAAAACGUCAACAAAUACCUAAUAAACCUAUGUAUAUUAUGUCCACAAAUAUGCAAUAUUUUUAUUCACUGUUCAAUAUCUAUAAACUUAGGAUACUUAGAGUAUGUUUAUGUGGUCAAUGUAUUUUAUUAUGCUGGACAAUAAACUAUGUUAUCUUCAUUAA
This is a messenger RNA of Ostrinia nubilalis (European corn borer), 4628 nucleotides long. RefSeq names its product band 4.1-like protein 5. Gene Ontology annotation, molecular function: cytoskeletal protein binding. The record is from RefSeq and is a predicted model, not a curated record. The transcript has 2 exons. Lineage: Eukaryota; Metazoa; Arthropoda; Insecta; Lepidoptera; Crambidae. Bases 167 to 2182 code for a protein of 671 amino acids. Gene Ontology annotation, cellular component: cytoskeleton.